This is a messenger RNA of Blumeria graminis f. sp. triticale, 1536 nucleotides long. The record is from the annotation of a GenBank genome assembly. NCBI's taxonomy places the organism in Eukaryota, Fungi, Ascomycota, Leotiomycetes, Helotiales, Erysiphaceae.
AUGACUGAAGAUGAAAUGUGGGACUGGCUAAAUUUUUAUCGUGAGAAUUUUUUGAAUCAGCUCACAGAUAAAUUCCACAGACCAUCGGAAAAGUUUCCAAAAAUCAUCAAAGAAGAAGAAGGCUCCCAGUUCCGCUGCAGUUAUUUUCGCUCGUCAGAUAAAUGCCCGAUGAGGGGUACUAACAACGAUUACCAGGCCGACUUCCUCACAAAGAGAAUCGGGUCUUCCAAUGCUCAUAGUAAGGUUCAUCAAUGGAGUGAUGUGAGAGUACUGGGUGAGUUUACGAAAAAGAAAUCUUCAGGUCAAAGGAACGAAAAGUUUUAUCAGCUAUCUAGACUUGCUCUCCAAGUGUUUUACACACAGCCACUUCGUCAUUUCGUACAUGGAUUUACCGCGUUCAAAUCAAAUUUUGAACUGUGGGUGUUUAAUCGCUCGGGCGCAUAUAGCUCGGGCUUAUUCAACAUCGAAGACGAUAAAGAAAAGCUAGUGAGAGCGAUCUGUUCAUACCUUUUGAUGAGUGAUCAAGAACUAGGUAUUGACUCAUCUAUUGAAAAAGUUAAUGGACGCUCUUCUGUAUCAAUUUAUGAUGAGAAACAGAAGGAGACUAGGAAGUUUGACAUUAAUCCGAAUCCUUUUUUCAUGGUGGGUACCAUAGUCACUCGUGGAACUACCUGUUUCGAAACUUCGGACAAAAACAGUGUUGUUAAAUACUCGUGGGUCAGGACUCCAGGUAAAUCAGAAAUCGACUUUUUGCAACAUGCCCAUGGAAUAGAUGGCGUAGUCGAGUAUGUCACGGCAGACAUAAUCUGUACCAUAGGUGAUCAUCUGGCUGAAGGUGUAGAGGUACCUCGGACUCCCCAGUUGAGAGAUCGAGAACUUCGCAGAAUAGUUAUCUCACCUCGUGGACAUAGUCUUCGUUCCAGUAAAACGAUUAUGGAGUUUCUUGUUGGCAUACGAGACGCAAUUGUGGCACACCGCCGCCUGUAUGUCGAAAAGAAAAUACUUCAUGGUGACAUCUCUGACGGUAACAUCAUUCUAGCAACUGUAGGUGGUAAAACUCAAGGGAUGUUGAUCGAUUUGGAUCACGCCGAAAUGGUCGACCCACCACCAGGCAAAGAUGACAACUUGUUCUUGACAGGCACCAUAAAAUUCAUGGCGCUUGAGAGGCUACAUCGUGCUUCAAAUUGUGGGGAAACCAUAGCUCGCACGUUUCAUCACGAUCUAGAGUCGUUCUUUUAUGUGUUCAUUGUAGGAUGCAUAACCUUCAUAGGCUUGAAGGAUUUAGCAUAUGAACUCCGAGAAAUACUUUUUGGGGAAAGUGGCAAAGAGUACGGUACCCCUGAUAAGCAUGAACCGGAAUAUGAGAAGAUUAUUAAGGCAUUCAGCAAUACCAUUGAAGAUCUAAGAGGUAAGAUCAAUCAAUUACUACACAAUUACUACACAAUUACUGUUCCCUUAAAUGAGAGUCUAGCUAACAUCUUCAAUUAUUUAGAUGGGACAAUCGAGAAUAAAUUGUUGGCUAGAGGAACAUCAUGA